AUGGACAUGAAGAAGAGGCUCACCUUGGAGCUGAGGAACAGGAAGGCGGCUGAGGUUAAAGAGAUGGUUUUGGAUAACUGCCGCUCAGAUGAUGGCAAAAUUACAGGCCUCACAGCAGACUUUGUGAACUUGGAGUUCCUGAGUAUGAUCAAUAUCAACUUAUUAUCUGUGUCCAAUCUUCCAAAACUCGAGAAAUUAAAGAAGCUUGAACUCAGUGACAACCGGAUUUCUGGAGGUUUAGAGGUUCUUGCAGAGAAAACACCAAACCUGACGCACCUAAACCUCAGUGGAAAUAAAAUUAAGGACAUUAACACACUUGAGCCUCUGAAAAAACUAACUCAUCUCAUGAGUUUAGACCUGUUCAACUGCGAAGUGACAAUGCUGAAUAACUACAGAGAGAGUGUAUUCGCAUUGCUGCCGCAGCUAACUUACCUAGAUGGCUUUGAUGCUGAUGACCAGGAAGCUCCAGAUUCCGACCCAGAACCAGAUGGAGAAGAUGCAGAUGAAAAUGGAGAAGUAGAUGGAGAGGAUGAUGAAGAUGAGGAAGAACUUGAUGAAGAUGAACUUGAUGAGGAGGAUGAAGAUGGAGAGGAUGUGGAAGAAGAGGAGGAAGGAGAAGAGGAGGAAGAUGAAGAUGACGGUAUGUUAAUUGAGGAUAAAAAGGAUGUACCCCAGGGAGAAAAACGAAAAAGGGAUUUGGAAGACGAAGGAGAGGAGGACUUUGAUGAGGAGGAAGAAGAGAUGAUGAAUAAAAUUCAAAAGGCUACUGGAUCUUUUUAUAUGGACUGUCUGGGCUGGCCACCAGUGCAUGUGACAGUGUCUGCUGAUGGGUCACUGUAUACCGCUGUUCACCGCCACCCUGUUCAACUUUUUUGUUUUUUCCCUUUUUGUGUAGAUGUGUAG
Messenger RNA from Staurois parvus, 903 nucleotides. The record is from the annotation of a GenBank genome assembly. NCBI's taxonomy places the organism in Eukaryota, Metazoa, Chordata, Amphibia, Anura, Ranidae.